Musa acuminata AAA Group (dessert banana) is the source of this 4143-nucleotide messenger RNA. RefSeq names its product zinc finger CCCH domain-containing protein 9-like. Bases 2924 to 3931 code for a protein of 335 amino acids. Lineage: Eukaryota; Viridiplantae; Streptophyta; Magnoliopsida; Zingiberales; Musaceae. The transcript is spliced from 4 exons. Gene Ontology annotation, molecular function: mRNA binding; metal ion binding. The record is from RefSeq and is a predicted model, not a curated record.
CAACUCACCUCAACACUUUUUUCUUCUACCAAUUACACCCAUAGUUGUUCAUGCAACAAUAGAAGGAGAAAGAAGAAGAAGAUGAUUACAUUGUUUUCUUACACCAACCUCCUCUUCGUAUACACUCCACAGCUUUACCUUCUCCGCAAUCCACUUUGGACCAACCCAAUUAAGCCCUCGACGUGAACUGAAAGGAGAAGCAAAUCCAAGUCCACAGAGCUGUCUCCUACUCGGAGAGAGAGAGUGUGUGUGUGUGUGUGAGAGAGAGAGAGAGAGGAGGAGGAGGAGGAGGAGGAGGAGGACGUCGGAAAAGAUGCGACGAUGCUGCCGAAAGCCUUCGCCACUGCUGGUGAAGUCGACGCUUAUCAUGAUCGCGGCUGCCUCGAUAGUGGUCGGCUGCUCUGCAGCAGUAACCCCGUCGGUGCCCGACGCUCAGAUCAAAUGCGACUGCAAUCCCUGCGGCUGCACGCAGAAACCGCCGCCUCCGCCUCCGCCUCCGAAGUGGCCCGUACCGUAUUGUCCUCCGCCGCCACCGGCGCCGUAUCUUUACAUAGUCGGCACGCCAGGUAAUCUCUACCCGUUUGACCCCAAUUACUACCCCUCGAGCGCUCGCCGGAGCUACGCUGGGCCGAUGCCGGUCUUCCUGGUCUCCGGGCUGCUCGCCCUGUGGAAGAUUUGGUGGCUAUGACUUGUGCUGUAACAAUCAUUUAGAUUUCUGCUUCGUCUUCUUUCCAUGUUCUCAAAUCUUCUCUUUGUUGCAAGAAAAUGAUGAAUAAGUUCUGAUUUCUAAAUGAUUAGCUUUGGUAGAUCCUUUUUUUUUCCCGCUUUAUACGUAAAUCUCUAAAUUUGUUAAGAAUAUAAAUGAAUUCAUAUCUACACAAAAGAAUAUAUCUUUCUUAUCUACUAAAGUUCUUUAAUGAAAUGACAGUGAUAAAAAAUAAUAGAUUUACACUAUAAACCAUGCAUUGAAUGAUCAGAUCCUACCACAAAAGAAAUAGAGUAUGAUUGCUGGGGGAUACAUGAAAAAUCUCUAAUAUACAUGUCAUAAUCAUUUGUAUUAGAGAAUAUUUUUCCUGUGAGGAGGAGGAUGAUAUUAUAUAUUGCAAGUGGACAUUGAGCCAAUUAAUCUUAUUCCAUAGCUCAUAUGCCUAUUGGAAUUGCUUAUUGCUUAGCUUUUGGUAGAUGGAUCAGUAGUGUCACUUUCCUGUGUCCAUGAUUGAGGCUUGACUUAUGACCAAUUACUUUAUCAUCAAUAAGGUUAAGGUUUAAAUUAUCAUAUUUUAUGUAAUGUGACUACUUUUGGGUUUUUAGAAUUUGCAUGUCUAACCUCAAUAACAUCUAUUGGUUAGCUGCAUAUUUAAAAACUAAUUAGGCUUAAGAAUGAAUUUAUGUUACAAAUUGCAAAGAAUCUUAUCAUAAUUAAAACUCUCAAAUUAGAAUUUAUGUUAAAUUAUAAAUUUAAAUUUAAUAUUCCAAUGCUAUCCACCAUUUGUAUCUCACUCCAUAUAGAAACCUGCGAAACCUCCCUUUGCGUGCACUCGAAGCUCCACCGAUGGACGCUACUCUCCGCACAAAUCAACCUCAUUAACCCUGAAUCACAUCCUCCAUGCAAAGCCGUCACCCUCAACCAUCGUAGAACACGACUCUCCUUCUUCUUCCUUCGAUCCUUCCUAGCCUGCACUCAUGCUCUCAAAGCAUUCCUACGUCGUCAUCUCCACGCUUCUCCUCCUCCUCGACCGUCCUCCGUCGAGUCUCUCCGACUGUCCGUACCCAAGCCUGCCGCCACCGGACACGUCAUAUUACGGGGAGUCGCAUCCUCCACCGCUGGGUUACAUUCCCUACUUCCCUCCACCAGACCACACUCUGCCAGCUCCGCCGCCGCCCAAUCCCAUCCUGCCAUGGUUCCUCUUCUACUACAGAACCCCGCCGCCGCCGCUACUUGCAUCCCUGCAACAUUGCUGCCUUUGCUCUCAGCGUCGUUGGCAGUCCUUCUCUAGCGAUCAUAAGCUUGGUUUCUACAUAGAGAUCGAAGUUGUUGGUUUGUGUAUGUAAUUGUUUUGGCAUGCGGUCUGAUAAUAACAACGUAAGCUAAUGAAGCUUACUUCAUAUUUGCUGGAUAUGACAUGCAUUUCCUCUUUCCUUUAUUCUUUUUUGCUGCUUUAUGUUCUAAAAUUGUUCUUCUGCAGUUCUGCUACUGUAAUUGCUAAGUCAUCAUCAGGACAGAGACAGGUCAACAGAGUUUGGUCAAGAUAACACAAUCUUGCCACAUUCCACCAACUCAUUGUCCGCACUGUGACAUAGAAUAAGAAAGGGAACUUUUUCACAGAGAGAGAGAGAGAUUUUUACGCUUCACAAUUGCCAUCUCAUUCAAUCAGUCCUUUUCCAAGAAAAAAUCAAAAAGAAAUAUUUUUUCAAAAAAUUAUCCAUAUAUAUACAUAUAUAUAUAUAUAUAUAUAUAUACAUAUAUCUGACGCGUGUGUGCUGUUAUAAUCCGAAGGUAGCGUGCUUGGCGAGGACGGUGGGCCCCAGUUAGUUAAAAAUUUGACGAGGAAGCAAACAUAAUGGCUACGCUUCUUCGUUCGUAAUGGAACGCAGUUUGGUGGCUCAAAGCUGGGACUCUUCCACGCAAAGCAAACUUUGGAAUGCCGUUACUCCACGUCAGCUCACGGUGGUUUCACUUUGUGGCGUCUUGAAACGGCGGUAAUAGUCCGUCAAGCUUACCGUUUCGGGGUCUCCCUCGCACCGACCACUGCGCUCCACACUCCUGCCCUCCCCACCUAUAUAUACACCACUCCCUCCUCCCUCAGUUCUUUGAUCGCCCCCCGUCCCCUGACUUCUCGUUUGGCGAAGUGGUCGGAUCUGAUCCGUUCGUGCUUCUUUCUUGGUUUGUCUCCUUUGAAGAGACGGCAUCAGACAGAGAUUGAUGCAGCGGGCACUGGUUUCAUCCGGCGGUGGCGACUGCCUCGGCGUUUCGAUGGCAGCCGCGCCUUCCCCGUACAUCUGUAACGGUGACGAUUUCCUCAGCCCGUACACGAUUUUCUCAACGAUCGACACUGCCCCUCUCCCCGCUUCCGGCUCCUUUGCGAUCUCCCCCUCCUCGGUCUCCUUCGAAGAGGCGGAGGCCUCAUCCACAGCCACCGAGGACCGUCUCUGCCUAGCCCGCCUCGCUCUCCGGUACCGGGAGAUCACCGAGCGCUACGGCAUCUGCCUAUCCCACCUCUGCGACACCGCCGAGGAGGUGGAGUCCCUUCGCCGCGAGAACGCCAGCCUCCGAACCGCCAACGGCGAGCUCGCCAGGCGGCUCGAACUCCUCGCCGGUAAGCACACUGGCCGUUUCCCGUCAUCCGCGGGUGUGGUGCUCAUGGAUGAGCUCCCCCCCCCCUCAGCAUCGCCGAAACGGCGAAGCCCGGAGACAGCCCCACGAGCGUGCUCACCUUUCAGGAGAGAAUCUGCAGUGGCCACAGGUCGGCAACUGGGCCGGUGGCGGAGAAGCAUGUCUCACCACCGAAGAUCACCUCGGACAGAUCCAGGUGCAUAUUUCCCUUCUAUUUUGUUUUCUUACUACAAGCUGCGGCAGGCGCAUUUGGGCGGGGGGAGCAACGACGGCAAGGGGGAAAGAGUAGGAGGCGCGGACGAUGAGAAAGAAGGAGAGAGUGGUGGUGGAGCACUGGAGCUGGAGGUGUUCCGCCAGGGGAUGUUCAAGACGGAGCUGUGCAAUAAGUGGGAGGAGAGCGGUGUGUGCCCAUACGGCGAGCACUGCCGGUUCGCCCACGGCAUCGCGGAGCUCCGCCCUGUCCUCCGUCACCCCCGCUACAAGACCGAGCUCUGCCGCAUGAUCCUCUUCGGCGACGCAUGCACCUACGGCCACCGCUGCCAAUUCCGCCACUCCCUCUCCCCCUCCGACCAUCAACGCCUCCGGCGCCGCCCAUAAAACGUAUAGAUUACUCCCUAUACUAAUUAACGACAAUAAAACUAAGAAAAAAAGGGGUAAAAAAACAGAGGUGUAGAAGUUAUAUAUCUCCCCUCCUAACCAAAAUUAUUCCUAACGGAAGGAAAUGUAGCAGAUCUAAAUGCUUGUAAAUUGCUUUUGCUAUGUGUAUGCUCCCUCUGGUAAAUAAAUAUAUGUAGAUGUAUUUAGUGCAA